AUGUACCCAAACCCCGGACCUCCUGCUGGUUGGAGUCCGAAUGGUACUCCACAGCAACAACCUCACCCUCAACAUCCUCAGCACCCUCAGCACCCUCAGCACCCCCAACACCCGCAACAACACCCUCACCCGCAACAACAUCAACAACCCCCGCCGCAACACCAACAACAUCAGCAACAGCAACCUCCUCCACCUUCAUCAUCUGCACCUCCGCAACAUCAACAGCAGUGGGCGCCACCUACAGCGCAUCCCAACGCUCAGUACGCCCAGCAACGUCCUCCUCAGAUCCCUUCCAUCAGCCAGACAUUGCCUCACGGGGGACCUCCAACCAUGGCCACGCUUCAACCUUCUCACCCGGAACAGUAUCGUUCGCUGCCACCGCCUCCGAUGUAUGGACAUGCUCCUCCAGGUCACUACCAGCCGCCUCUCCCUUACCCUCCUCAACCUGCACCUCGUCAGAGAACAGCGAUUGCUUGCCGCUACUGUCGUCGCAGAAAGAUCCGAUGCUCUGGCUUCGAUCAGUCCGAGGAUGGUCGCUGCACCAACUGUCAGCGUUUCUCGCAGGAGUGUGUCUUCACGCCCGUCUCGGCCCAAUCGCAAGCUUUUGUUCCGGCGCAUACCGUCUGGAGACAGCAAGGUGCACCACCACAGCAAUUGUACGGAGCUUACGGUCAGCCACUUCCUCCUCAGCAGCAUGCACGCGAUCCCUACCCUCCGCCGCAACAUCCCUACCCUCCCCAGGGUUACCCUCAGGGCCCACCCGUGUAUGGAAUGCCUCAACAGAUGCAACAGGGACCUCCACCACCACACGUUACGCCUCCACAGCCGACAGGAACACCACAACCUGGGCAAGAAGCUGGUCGCAAGCGUCCCAACGAAGAACCUCACACGCCUACCCUCCCUCCGCCAAACCCUGCACAAGCUGCUCAGCUACCUCAACAAGGUCCUCCACCUCAUGUCCCACCUCAGUACACCUACCCUGAUCCCACUGGCUUGACCCCUGCAGCUGGUUCGCCUGCUUCCUCGACGACCUCGUCUCAGUACCCUCAGCCCCACGCUCCUCAGCCAUACUUUGCGCAGGGAGCUCCACAACGCAAAUCACCUGCUCCCCAGCCGACUUACUCGUUCGAUCAGCCUCGUCCUUCUCACUCUCCGCACACGCAUGCUGCUUCUGUUCCUCCAGCCGCCUACAAUCCGGCAGUGACCUCGCACCCAGACACUAAGCCGCCUGUGCCUUCCUCAGAGCGUUCAAGCCCUUCGAACGCUACUAGGGGUGUGCGCAUCGAUGCGCUUGUCGGUCCCGGUGGUCUACCCCAACAGCCUCAGCCUCAGCAGAACCAUGCUCAACCGCCACCACCUCCUCCCUCAACCGCUGCCCACUCUCAGCAGCCGCAGCAAGCACCUGGCGCAACUUCUGCCUCACAGCAGGCUCAAAACGCAGCCAACUCGGAGGGUGGGAGAAGCCAAGCUGAUAGUAACAUGCUUAGCAAGCUCAACAAUCAGAAGCGCAUGUAG
Molecule: messenger RNA, 1515 nt
Organism: Aureobasidium pullulans EXF-150
Lineage: Eukaryota; Fungi; Ascomycota; Dothideomycetes; Dothideales; Saccotheciaceae
Exons: 3
Coding region: 1-1515 (504 amino acids)
Biological process (GO): regulation of DNA-templated transcription
Molecular function (GO): DNA-binding transcription factor activity, RNA polymerase II-specific; zinc ion binding
Source: RefSeq, a predicted model, not a curated record